UUCUCCUCCCCUUAAUGGAUUAUUCACAAGUUCAGUCCCUCAAGACUUCUGAACGAACCGUUUGACAACAAGCCAAAUACCUAGUGUUAGUAGACGCGUUGGUCUUGCGGUGUUAUUGUUUAGUUUAACCUGUGUCUAUGUUUAGUUAUAGGGAUCAAGGGACAUAACAGGUGAAAUAUGCUGUGAGUAUAAAGACAAGAUCAGUAUAGCCAGUGGAUACAUUCAAAGACGACUAGGAAGACCGUAAAGAAAUGCUUGGCUGGUUUUCUUUAGGUAGGAUCUACGCGGUGAAUGGAGGUAAUUUUUGUCAAAAUGCCAUACAUUGAUUAUCACUAUAUCAUCUGAAUAUAUUUCUUAGAUAUAUGUCUGUACCAUUAUGGUUUGGUGAUUCAAACAAAGAGGGAUGGACAGAACAACGUAACUCGCUUACUGGAGGCUGCACUGAAUACGCUCUCUGUAGUGAGGACUUCUAUUAACUGACGCUUAAUGGUGCGCUAAUAGUCAUUUGUUUGGAGGCGCUACAUCAUAAUGGUGGUUGAGAGGACACUUCUCGCGGCUAGGCAAGGGGAUGUACAAACUUUGAAAGUACAAUUAGCGGAGAAAGUACUCAACAGCGAUGUGAAAGAUGUGCUGGGAGCGACUCCCGUACACCACGCCGCUCGAGCAGGGAAGCUCACCUGUCUGCGGUAUUUGGUUGAGGAAGCGGGUUUACCGGCGAACAGCCUGGCGAGAAAUGGUGCGACUCCUGCUCAUGACGCCGCAGCCACGGGCAACCUGACCUGCCUGCAGUGGCUCGUGACGCAUGGAGGAUGUCGAGCGGCCGAUAAGGACAGCUCAGGAGCCACUGUCCUGCAUCUGGCUUCUCGCUUCAGCCAUCAUGAGAUCAUUGAUUAUUUGCUGAAAAGUGGGGAAGGGGAUCCUACUGUUGCCACGGAUACGGGGGCAUUGCCUGUUCAUUAUGCUGCAGCUAAAGGGGACUUGCCUUCGCUCAGGCUGCUACUGGAACACAGCCCAAAAGUUGUCAAUUUUCAAACCAAGAAUGGUGCCACACCACUAUACCUUGCAUGUCAGGAGGGCCACCUGGAAGUUGUCCAGUACCUAGUGAAGGACUGCGGGGCGGAGCCAAGUAUCAGAGCCAAUGAUGGGAUGACACCACUGCACGCUGCUGCCCAGAUGGGACACAACACUGUCAUUGUCUGGCUGAUGAGUUUCACAGAAAUCAGCCUGGCUGACAGAGACAAUGAUGGGGCCAGUGCCAUGCACUUUGCCGCCAGCCGUGGCCAUGCCAAGGUUCUCAGCUGGCUCCUCCUGCAUGGGGGGGAAAUAGUGACAGACAGCUGGGGUGGUACGCCUCUUCAUGACGCAGCCGAGAAUGGAGAGCUGGAGUGCUGUCAAAUUCUGGUAGUAAAUGGAGUGGAUCUAGGAAUACGGGACCAGGAUGGAUUCUCAGCAGCAGACCUAGCUGAAUACAACGGGCAUCAACAGUGUGCCAAGUACCUCCGCACUGUCGAAAACAUGAGUGUGGAACACCGAGUCUUGUCACGGGACCCUUCGGCAGAUCUGGAGUAUAAGCAACCUGACUCAGGCCUCUCCUCCCCCAACGCCACCCUGCCCACCCCAGCCCCCCCUGUAGCCCACUUUGACAUCUGCUCGCCCUCCAGCUCGCUGUCCAAUUACGACUCUGCAAACUCCAGCCAAUCCAGUACUGGAGAGAAAAGGAGUGGCACGCCUCCCUCACGAGUACCGACAGGAGGUACAGAUUCGAACAUUACAGACAUGCAGACCUAUAUGGACAUGCUGAAUCCUGAUGUAGCAGGAAGCUCCCAGGAUGCAAAAGAACCUGCACACCUGCCGCCCCCUCCAACGUUUCCCCCACCCCCACCUCCGUCCGAUUCCUCCCAUAUACCACCUCCCCCACCUGCCUAUCCCCCACCCAAACCACCUGAGGAAGAAGCGUCCGCCGAAUACUUGAAGGUGAAGAAGAACCUUCGUAGAGUGGACAAUGAUGUUGUCAAAAAAGAGCAGUUGAAUCCUGGCGAGAGCCACGAAAGACUUCGAAGAGUCGACUCUAAUCGAAAGUCUCGUAGCUUCAGCAAGCAGCCCAGCACUGGGGAUUACUACAAAACCCUUGGUAGCGAUACCACGGACCAGUACCCCAACAGAGCCAUGGCACCCAACGAGGAGGGUUCUGCACUGUUGGAGGAAGCUGCAGACACAGCCCCUGCUCCUGAGAACGGGACAGGAACCGCAGAAGAUCUACCCCUUCCUCCUCCACCACCUCCCCCACCUGCCAGCACCUUCAUCCCGGCUCCACCUCCUCCUCCACCUCUUCCAUCGGAUCUGCCCCCUCCUCCCCCACCCACCACCACCACACCAGCCCCUGCCCAGCGUCGCAUGUCUUCCUCCUCCAGCAGCAAUAAAUCCUUCAACAUGAUGUCCCCCACUGGAGAUAAUUCUGAGCUUCUGGCCGAAAUUAAAGCUGGGAAGAGUCUGAAGCCGACACCUCACAGUAAAGGCUACACGACCGUCUUCUCUAACAGCAGCACAGCGGGGAACAACGAGGAACGUCCAACAUCGCCGCCGGAGCCUCUGCCAAAACCCCAACCCAAUGACACCCAAUCCGCAAAGCCAGAAUCUCCACCGCCUAUUUGUCCACCCACGCCACCCACUCCCACGACAAGCGGUGGGUCGCCCCAGAACCUGUCCACUUCUCAGAGCAGUGAGCAGCUUGCAACCACCAUCAAUGGAAAUACUGCUGUAGUCCAGAGCAAAUCCAGUAUGGUGGAUGUUGAGAGUCUGGUGCCCACACAUGAUGAGCAGGGCCGAGCCAUCCCAGAGUGGAAGAGACAGGUGAUGGUGAGGAAACUACAAGUGAAGAUGCAGGAGGAGGAAGAGAACAAGAGAAAGGUUGAAGAAGAGGCGGCCCGUCUGGCUUCCUUACCUGCCUGGAGGAGAGAUAUUAUGAAGAAAAAGAUGGAUGAAGAGAAGAUGGACAGGGAACAGAAAAGAAAAGAGGAGGAACGACGGCGAAUGGAGAAGGAGAGCGAAGAGAAGUCGGAACUGGAGCGACUACGAACACUAGGCUAUGAUGAAACCAAGCUGGCGCCAUGGCAACGGCAGAUCAUUUUAAAGAAAGGCGACAUAGCGAAACAGUAGUCCCCAUCCACUCUUGCACAACUCACGGUUCAGAAUCUGCCAGACCCUUUAGACCCAAACCACAGACAGGUCACCAGACAGCGUUCUGCUUGCUCGACCACUUCAUCAUCACUUUUUCAGAGUCUUAGUUCUGAAGAUGUGUUGGUCCGUUAAAAUGAGUGAAAAUGAAUGAAACAAAUGUUUUAUUGUGGUCAGGUCUUGUGUAUAUGAUUUAUUUAGCAGUCUUGAGAACUAAAAAGAUCUUUAAAUUAUUUUGCAGAAAAUUCUGAAAAUAUUUUUAGCACUCCCCAACUAAUACUUCACACAUCUCCCUCCUGCUUGUUAUAUGUCUCAUUUCAAAUCUCUAGUAGUAUUUUCAUGUAUAGAUAGAUAAUAUAUGUCAAGGAAAUCACAUGUACUCUGCUUGGAUGCUUUUUAAAAUUUACUUCAUGUGGUCAUAAUCUAUUAAGUAUGAUAGUACUGAACAGGUGUAUACUUACAUAAAGUAAGUGAUGCUUUGCGUUAUGGUACAUCUUUAUUUCUUUAUAUAAAAUAAUUGUGCAAUUUGGAAAUUUAAAAAAAAGUGUACAUAUUUUACCAGUAGUUUCUGUGGACGUUUGACCCCACUGCACAUAAUGCAAAAACAAUAUUUCACCAGAAGAUGGUGUCAGAGAUCAAAACUAAUAUUUGGUCAUAGAAAGUCUUCCCAGAUAACAAAGCUUGAAAUGUUUAUCAGAAAGGAUUUUGAAAACAGAGUAAAACCCAUAUGAAGCCAAUGUCUUAAAUAUUCUAUUGCAUCUUUAAUUAAAAAAAAAAAAAAAAAAAAAUCCCUGUCAUCUGUACUGAGAUUUACAUAGGAAGUUCACUUUAGGAGGGGAAAUGAUGUUGGUAGCUUAAUAUGUCAUGAAAUCAUGACAGUGUAUUCAGCCAUGCUGUGGUCCCCCCAAAAAAUGAAGCUUUUUUUUCCCUCUCUGCUUGGCAACUGUAGAUCAUUCUCUAUUGUUAAUGUGUUUAGUGUAACUAGACAUCAGAAAAGUGCCGGAUGUGAAUCUGUAUGUGUGCGUGCAUAUGUGAGAAAGUAUAUGUGUGUGCAUAUUUACACAUGCAUAAUAUCACUCGUCUUUCCUGUGUCAUACAUUGUGCGAUGGUUAGAGUUGAUGUAUUUUAAGUGUUUGUUUUUUUUCUGUACAACUGUAAAAAAAAAAAAACACACAAGUUACAAGUAUAUGUAAGUGAUAAGCAUGGCCCUCCUUGUGUUUGGGAACAUUCUGCUUUUGUUUAUCAGAUGCCAUAAUGAUGCUGAAAUCAAAGAUAUGAACGCCAUUGCCAUUAGAAGAUUUUCUAUUCAUAAUUACUCCAAUGCUUAUAAACUCCUACUGCCCUAUAAUAUCAAUUACAUGUUUUUGUUUUUUCCCCCUGUUUUCAGCCUGACUUUCAUAGGCAGACUAUUGUAAACUUUAAUUUUCCCAAUGGCAAAACAAGUAACGUAAUAAAAAUUUAAAUAAUA
Ctenopharyngodon idella (grass carp) is the source of this 4642-nucleotide messenger RNA. It is a transcript of the gene espn, whose product is annotated as espin. The transcript has 14 exons. Gene Ontology annotation, biological process: actin filament bundle assembly. Gene Ontology annotation, cellular component: cytoplasm. Gene Ontology annotation, molecular function: actin filament binding. Lineage: Eukaryota; Metazoa; Chordata; Actinopteri; Cypriniformes; Xenocyprididae. Bases 529 to 3156 code for a protein of 875 amino acids. The record is from RefSeq and is a predicted model, not a curated record.